AUGUGGGAGUUCAUUAGGGACCACCCACUCUAUCCCUAUAUAGUUAGUCGCCUUCAGGAUACGGGUUUCUACAGGAUCAUAGAGAUCAGCCAGUUGCAGUUCGAUUGGGCGUUGAUCACGGCUAUGAUAAAGCGGUGGCGACCGGAGACGCAUACAUUUCAUCUACCCAUCGACGAGGCUACCAUCACGCUUGAGGAUGUGGAGAUUCUCUUCGGGCUGCCAGUUGAUGGAUUACCUCGACUCACCGCUUUCCAGCCAGCGGAGGAGACCGCAUUGAGUGGGGCGAGUCGAUUGCAGCUGACGCCCGUCCGGCAACAUCUGGUGGAGAUGAAUGUGGAGAUUACAGAUGAUUCACCGGCGGAGGAUAUUGACUGGCACACGAGAUUGUUUUUGCUGCUGAUGUUUGGUGGUGUACUGUUCCCGAACACUUCGGGAAACCUAGCCAGCUUGAGAUUUAUACAUCAUCUGGAGCGGCUAGAUGAUUUACCUAGCUACAGCUGGGGUGCAGCUGUUCUAGGUUACCUGUAUAGGUAG
Nicotiana tabacum (common tobacco) is the source of this 534-nucleotide messenger RNA. The record is from RefSeq and is a predicted model, not a curated record. NCBI's taxonomy places the organism in Eukaryota, Viridiplantae, Streptophyta, Magnoliopsida, Solanales, Solanaceae.